CAGAGUCUCUUCCAUCUCCGAUCUAUUGGUCUAUAUAGACGUCUGGGAUUCAAGCAGACACCCGCCGCGACUGCAAUUCCUUAGGUUUUGAUAUCAUUCAACCCCGUCGAGCGAAGUAUUGCCUAGUAGCAACUCGUCUCGCCCGCAAUGGCCAUCCACCCGACUUUGCGCUCCGAAGAACCCUCCAAUGGAGGUCUAUCGCCCCAUCAAACCCGUGCGAUUUCCGCAUGGUCGGAACAGGCUGCGGUGUCUCUGGAGAAUCUGACCUUGUCUGAACCCCGUCUGGUGGACGACCCGGCAUCGCAGGCGACACCCACCCGCUCGGCUUUGCGCGGAGCCACGGUGUCGCUGUCGAUCCCUUUGGAUGACCCAGUCCCCCACACCGAAGACCGCUCUGCCCCUGCGACUAAGCUCCCGACAGUCAGUUUUCGGCGCCGUGAGCCACUUCGCCGCGACAAUCUGAAACGGCGAGAGGCGUUGCUGAAGGGGAAAGACGGAAGCCGUCGCAGACAGCGUUGGGAGAAUGAUCGACUUCUGCAUAACCCGUGGGCAGAGCCGCCAUCCCCCAAUGACUGGACUGUCCAGCCGACCUACACUCGUCAUGACCCGAUGCCCUACUAUCUCGCUCCUCUUUGGGAUGUUCAUUAUGCGCAUGUGGAUCAUCACACAGCAGGCGACACAAACGAUGGGAAACACCACAUCCCGAGGGAACUGCGUCUGAGACUGAAGCGUGCCCGUGCGGCGCGUGGGAUGCUCCAGGACCUCGAGGAGGAUAUCCGACAGUUCAUCCAGAAGUGGAGCGAGAAGCAAGCCCUCCUCCAAAGCGAGGGCCUAGCAGACGCACCGCAGUGGUCAGACGAGGAGUCGGAAGACGAGGUUGUCUUCGUGGGCAGGAACGGACAGAUGCACGAUUCGCCUGCGCGCAAGGACAAACUCCAUCAGAUCCGCGAGGCCAUGAGCUCCCACAACGAGCGCGACGGGGAAAAGAUGGUGCUCGAAAGCGACCUAGACGAUCGCGCCGCGGGAUUCGGUCGCUGGCUUGUGCACUCCAUCGCAUCCUACUACGGGUUGCACACAUGGUCAGUCACGGUGGGCAAACCCGCGCGCCGCGAAGCGUACGUGGGAUUCUACCCGCCUGCUCCGGGAAGCCGGCCGGGACUCGUUGCACCGCCGGGACACUCGACGAGCUGCCGCCAGGAGGCCGUGAUCCAACCGGGUGGGGAGCUUCCGCGGCCUCUGUGGGCACAAGUGUAAACAUAGUCUUGAUUUGCGUACAUAACCUCGACUCAUAUAUCCUCCAGGCUGUAUGUCUGAUAGAUCGGGCCUUGUAAGACAUGGGUACUUGUAUCGUAAGAUAGCCGUUGCAGUAUCCCAUAUGGGUGAAAUCCGUGCCGCGCUC
Aspergillus campestris IBT 28561 is the source of this 1399-nucleotide messenger RNA. RefSeq lists its product as uncharacterized. The transcript has 3 exons. The coding region runs from base 148 to 1254 and encodes 368 amino acids. NCBI's taxonomy places the organism in Eukaryota, Fungi, Ascomycota, Eurotiomycetes, Eurotiales, Aspergillaceae. The record is from RefSeq and is a predicted model, not a curated record. Gene Ontology annotation, molecular function: nucleic acid binding.